GACAACUGUGUGGGCUGUGUGUGGGCCUGUACUUCUCGUCUGGAUGGACGGCCGGAUUAUGAGACACAGGAUUUCAAAGAGAAUGAUGUUAUCCGAGUGAAUUUCCGUCCAGCCAGUUUCGUCUGCCAUUCAUGCACAUGACCCACAGUUAAAUGACCACAAAGUGCAGAUGAUGACAUCUUUCCAUUAACUCAAAUAAUGCUUCAGCUUUGGUGCUCUGUCCAGCAAUAUCCAUACGACAUAAUGAUGUUCACCAUGAGCAAGAAAGUACAAGCGGUUUUGAGUGUUGUGCUUAGAGUGCCGUCCUUGUUCAUCAUUGACGCUGUUGUAAACUUACGAGUAGACACAGGUCAGUUUAUGAUAGAGUAUCCAGUAUGGUCAGGAUUUCUCGCAGUGAUGGUUGUCUCCAUUGCAGCCGCUAUGUUCUGUCUCUCGACAAGAACGCUUCUUAAAAUCUACACCAUUCUGGUUUGCAUCGGGACGUUAGGCAGCACAUUGUGGUGGAAUAAUGUCAUGAUGGAGAAAGUCAAUCGAGACAAGUGUCCUUCAAAGUGGGAUCUCCUCCUUCAAGAAGAAUCCAUCUGUGAAGAAUCUUCAAAAGUUUCACCCGUCCAAAUUGUACUCAGCGGUGACUUUGCCUUGUAUGCAGUAGUACAGAUGGCCUAUGCUUUUACCUAUGUAGCAUGUAUAACGCUUCUACCAGAAAGAUUUACGCUGAAUAUUUGGCUCGUGGUAUGUGCCUACUUUGUUUCCCCGGUGUUCAUACGACUUGGAAUGACAUACUUCAGCAGUGACAACCCAUCCUUUAACACACUCAUUGCCGUGAAUGCCAUCUCAGUUUUAGUCCCAGCAUUGGAGGUGGCUACAAUAUUUGUGUCUAACAUUAUAUGGAGCAUCUGGAACGUACCAAUGUGGUACCGAACCUAUCGGUUUAUGCUACAGAACUUUGGAUUCAAUACAGUUCUGGAGAAUGCUUGGAUACAGUUCCAAGUUCCAAAUGUACUCAGAACAUUUUGGUUACUACGCUUCACUGUGCACAUCAUACAAAUUGUCCCAGCCUUAAGAUCUAAUGAAGUACUGCCUGUGAUAAUGAGUAGCAAUGUGUUAACAAAUGAAAGUCAACUGACAGAAGAUUCUGAAACUACUUUGGCAUGGAAUACCUUUCUUGAAGUAACGACCCAUGGCUGCGAUUCAACCCUUGCAGUUUUAGGCCUCACAGCAGUUGUAUCGUACCUCUCAUACCACCUUGGUAAAUGGGCAGAUAAGUUUAUGGGUGGCGAGUCUGACGAGGUAGCACACAUUGGUACCGUCACGGCAAUACUGUUUUUCAUUUUGUCACUUCAGACUGGUCUACCUCGGUUGGAGCCAACAAAACGUUUAGUCCGUCUUUUCCGCAAUUUCAUCCUGCUCAGUACCGCCAUGUUACAUUUCAUUCAUAAUAUGUUAAGUCAAGUUAUGAUGACUCUUAGUACAUCUCACACCGCAUCCAUUUGGAAACAUCUUAGAGCUCUUAGCAUGUCUGCCAUCCUCAUCCUUAUUCCAAUCAGUGUGAUUAGCUAUCUAUGGACCUCCCUCACCAUGGGGACUUGGUUACUAGCAGUAACUGCUUUCUGCAUGGAACUCGUCAUCAAAGUAACUGUCACUCUAAUCAUUUACACUUUGUUUCUUAUCGAUACCUAUAGCGACAAGUUCUGGGAAAGUUUAGAUGAUUAUGUGUAUUAUAUUAAAGCCACUGGUAGCACCAUCGAAUUCUUGUUUGGUAUUUUCCUCUUCGGCAAUGGGGUGUGGAUCUUAAUCUUUGAAUCGGGCGGAGUAAUCCGUGCCAUCAUGAUUGUAAUCCACGCCUAUUUCAACAUAUUUCAGCUCGGGAAGAACGGCUGGAAGAAAUUUAAGAAUCGUCGCAUGGCAGUGAAAAAGAUAGACAAUCUCCCUAUUGCUACAGAGCAUCAGUUGAGGGACCAUAAUGAUGUAUGUGCUAUUUGCUAUCAAGAUCUCAUCAGCGCUAGAAUCACACCAUGUGAACACCUGUUUCAUGCACUAUGCCUUCGUAAAUGGUUAUAUGUUCAAGAUACAUGCCCAUUAUGCCAUAAGGAGAUCAUGCAGAAUAUCAAAUCAGAGCAAGAGGAAGGAGAUAAUGAGGAAGUAAAUGAUAUACUCCACCAGGAUUAAAUGGAAAAUAAAUUUGCGUUCAAGAAGAAAUUUGUGACUAAGUCUUACAAAUUAAAUCUGAGGUUGUGAUAGCUAUAUUUAUCACAGAAAUAGUAUUGUAAAUUUCCUUUGAUCUGCAAAUUUUUUCCCAAAAUCUCCCAAAUAUGGCACUUUACAUACGGACAAAUUUACAAAAUCUACCCUUUGUAGAAUUUGACGUCAUGUUGCAGCUAUUUAACAUUCAUGUAGCUUGCCAUUCUAUAAACUGAGUUCCUCCUGAGCUGAUUGUUAUCCAAUUGUAUUCUGGGCUAUGGUCAUGUUAUUUAUUAUUAGCUGUUGCUUUUGUUGAUGUUAAGUUCUGCAUUUAUAAGUUCCCAAAAACUUGCACGCACAAAGAAUGAAUUGGUUGUUCUGUUUAAUAUGAGCCACAUUGGAAAUCAAUCAAUCAAUAUUUUAUUUCUACAUAUUUAAUCAAUAACUCACAAUAAAGGGCGAUUAUAUAAAGUGGUGAGGUAUCCAUCCAGAUAGCAGGGUCUGUACAAUAUAGACCCCAUGUCAAAUGAGGUGCAUAGCUGAAAGCGUUAACAUUCAUACAAAAAAAAUUACAUUGUAUCGUACCAAAUUAAAAUGAAAUCACUUUGCCCAAGGUAAAGAAUGUACACAGGUAUAACAUGCUGUUUCUUGUCCAUAUUGAUUAUUGCAACAUGCUUGUGUACAACAAGUCUUCAAUUAUUACUGAUGAAAUUAGAGGUGCAAGUUUUAAAUGAGAAAAAAUGUGCCACUCUCAAAACUAAAGGUCUGUUGCGAUGGUUAAUCAGGGCCAGACAAGUAUCAAAGUUUGUAAAUCUGCAGCUCUUAUUGAUAACAUGUACACUUUAUACUGUGCUUGUUCUUGAAAGGUUUGGCUGUUUGAUAAUUUAUUGGGAAACUUGUCUAUUUGAGCGAUACAAGGGACACUGACAGCCAUUGUCUUUGUCAUGUGGAGAAGUUUGAGUAUUUCACUCUAUAUGAGCAUUUGCACCUCAUAAGACAACUUUAAUUAGUCAUGGGUAUCUGCCUUUAACACAGUAUAAAUCAACUAUAAGUAGUCAGUUUGGUGUUUAUAUUUAUACACAAGAAAAUUCGUUUUUUUUACCGUCAAUAUAAAACUGUUAAAAAACAACGGUUUGAAGAUCGACUAUUGUACAAUUUAACUAGUGUACUGUACACUGUUUAUGCCUGGAUCUACAUUUUUGUUAUAUUUACAGGGACUCUGAUGAGAAAUGAUUGUGAACAAUUUGUGUCUUAUUUGGCUUGCAAUGUUUCCCAAUCACAUGUAUCUAAUAUUUAUGAAAAUAAAAUAAAAAAAUUAAUUAACUUGCAAAAAUGUAUUGAAUUUUAUUUUGUGGGUUUAUUUGGCUAUAAGGAAACACUGUACUAAAAGAAGCAAUUUGAUAAGGAAAAUGCUGUGCUUAGUGAAGAAUGAUAUUUUUAAAGUUUAACAGCUACACAGUACAUUGUGAUUUGUAUUAUAAUAUAAGGCACUGGGAAAUUAUUAACAUUUAACAUGUUUAAGUACAAAUAAAGUAUAGUGAACAUCCUAUUUCAGUUCUUGUCUGUUUAUUCUCAAAGUAAAUAAAUAUGUACAUAAAAUUGUUAUAAAACACAAGUGUGUUUAUCAGAAUACAAGUGUGUACAAAUUUGCCACUAUUGACUAACAAUAAGUGAACAUCCAAAGACUAGACGAAUAAGGGCACUCAAGUUCAAAGUUUGGUGAUCAACAUACAAGCAGAUAACCAUCGGACUGAAAGCCAUGCGGAAACAAAA
Molecule: messenger RNA, 3954 nt
Organism: Asterias rubens (European starfish)
Lineage: Eukaryota; Metazoa; Echinodermata; Asteroidea; Forcipulatida; Asteriidae
Product: E3 ubiquitin-protein ligase RNF139-like
Exons: 3
Coding region: 199-2169 (656 amino acids)
Biological process (GO): ERAD pathway
Cellular component (GO): endoplasmic reticulum; endomembrane system
Molecular function (GO): ubiquitin protein ligase activity
Source: RefSeq, a predicted model, not a curated record